Molecule: messenger RNA, 1461 nt
Organism: Eruca vesicaria subsp. sativa (arugula)
Lineage: Eukaryota; Viridiplantae; Streptophyta; Magnoliopsida; Brassicales; Brassicaceae
Source: the annotation of a GenBank genome assembly
AUGGUUCUACUAUUAUUUAAAACCCUGAGUCAACUUUCACCCUCAACAAGAUCCACCGUUAUGGAAGUGCUGGAUCCUUACGUGUAUGCAAGCCAGAACCGUCCUACUAAUGAAGAUUAUUCGUCGAAAAGAAGACGACUAGAAAAAGAAGAAAAAGAAGAUUAUUCGUCGAAAAGAAGACGACUAGAAAAAGAAGAAGAAGAAGAAGAAGAUUAUUCGUCGAAAAGAAGACGACUAGAAAAAGAAGAAGAAGAAGAAGAUUAUUCGUCGAAAAGAAGACGACUAGAAAAAGAAGAAGAAGAAGAAGAAGAUUAUUCGUCGAAAAGAAGACGACUAGAAAAAGAAGAAGAAGAAGAUUAUUCGUCGAAAAGAAGACGACUAGAAAAAGAAGAAGAAGAAGAAGAAGAUUAUUCGUCGAAAAGAAGACGACUAGAAAAAGAAGAAGAAGAAGAAGAAGAUUAUUCGUCGAAAAGAAGACGACUAGAAAAAGAAGAAGAGUGUGCCACAGGCACUGUUUGUGUUGAGCCAAGAUUACAAAGUAGUGACCAGUCAGUUGAUGAUGAAUAUACUUCUUCUCGCUCUUCUAAGACGGUGACACAAGAAGAGUGUGGACAGUGUUCAAGUGAGACUCCUUCUCCCUCUUCUUCUGAGACGGUGGAACAAAGAAUCAUACUAUUCAAGCCACAAGAAGAAGAGUAUGAAAACAACGUCGUUUCGACUAAUCUAACUUUGGGAAGUAGCACACAGUCAUUACCACAGUUUUCUACUAAUGAAGGAAAUAGAGAACAUUCGUCUUGUUCACCGUCUCAAGAUGAUACCUCUGCUCUCUGUCUCGUCAAGCUAUCCGGUGAUAGGCCUACGCAAAGGCAACCGCAGAAGUUUGACUCGUACAAGUGUGACGUAUGUGGAAAAGAGUUUACUUCGUACCAAGCUUUAGGUGGACACAAGGCUAGCCACCGAGUUAAGCCGCAACAACCACUCGUUGAAAACGCAAACGCAGAAGCUGGAGGAAAAACGCGGCCGAGGAUGGCCCCAUCUGGUAAAAUACACAAGUGUUCUAUAUGUCACGAUGUGUUUCCUACGGGACAAGCUCUCGGUGGACACAAACGUCGUCACUACGAAGGCGUUUUAGGCGGUUACAAACGUAGUCACGACGAGGUAAUAGCUGGAGACAAGUCCAGUCCCAAUCAUCAUGAGAGUGAUGUAACAAACAUGUCGGGUCGAAAUCAGAGUUUUGUAGGCGGUCACAAGCAUAGUGACGACGAGGUUAUAGCGGGAGACAAGUCCUCUCCCAAUCAUCAUGAGAGUAUUUUAACAAAAAUUUCGGGUGGAAAGAAGAGUUUUGUAGAAUUGCCAGAUCUUAAUGAACUUCCAUUGCCUGAGUUUGAUGAUAACAACGUUGAUGAGUUUGAAAGUGCAAUCGUAGCGAACAAGACGUUACAACUUUUCCCAAAGGAUUAG